GAAAAACCUAACUUAAGAUGCUGAGAAAGGGAGAAUGGGUGUGGGUGGACUCAAAAAUCGGGGUCCCCAUAGGAGCCCGGGUCAAAGAGACACCAACCGGUCAGAGGUUACUGGUGGAUGAUGACGGGAAUGAGCGGCGUCUGUCCCUGGAGGAGGAAGCCUCCCUCAGGAUCAUGCACCCGACGUCUGUGGAGGGGGUGGAUGACAUGAUCAAGCUUGGCGACAUGACGGAAGCGGCCCUCCUCAGGAACCUGUUGCUCAGACACAAGCGAGGCCACAUCUACACCUUCAUAGGUUCGGUUCUGGUGGCGGUGAACCCAUACCAGGAUUUUCCGAUCUACGCAGCGGAGCAGGUGAAGCUAUAUCACAGCCGGCGCCUCGGAGAGCUCCCCCCGCACAUCUUUGCCAUCGCUGAGUCCUGCUACUUCAACAUGACGCGCCACCUCAGAAACCAGUGCUGCAUCAUCAGCGGGGAGUCUGGAGCGGGGAAGACGGAGAGCACCAAACUGAUCCUUCAGUACUUGGCGGCGGUCAGCGGGGAACUCUCUCAGAAGCAGAUCGAAAAGCAGAUCCUGGAGUCCAACCCGAUUCUGGAAGCUUUUGGGAACGCUAAAACGAUCCGCAACGACAACUCCAGCCGCUUUGGGAAGUACCUGGAGAUCUUCUUCAACAAGGACGGGGUGAUCGAAGGUGCCCGCGUGGAGCAGUACCUUCUGGAGAAGUCCCGGGUGUGCCAUCAGGCCCCAGAGGAGCGAAACUACCAUAUAUUUUACUGCCUGUUGGCAGGAAUCACCUCUGAGGAGCGGAAGCGCUUGAGCCUUCAGUAUUCCAAGGAAUAUAAGUACCUUACCAAGGGUAACUGCAUUGUGUGUGAUGGCAGAGAUGAUGCUAAAGAUUUCAACCGUAUCCGCUCGGCCAUGAAAGUCCUGAAGUUCACUGAAGAGCAGUUUCAGGAAAUCCUCCAGCUGCUGGCUGCUAUAUUACACCUGGGAAACGUCAGCUUCGAGGGCGACGUGAAAGCCAACCUGGAAACCUCUGUCGUGGGCAAAUCAGAGCAUUUCACCAUCGCCUCGUCGCUGCUGCAGGUGCAAAGGUCUGCCCUCGCGAACAGCUUGACGCAUCGCUCAUUUGUGGUCAACAGAGAGAGAGUAACGAAGCCCCUCAGCUCUGAACAGGCCACUGACUGCAGAGACGCCUUCGUAAAGGCAAUCUACAAUAAGCUCUUCAUAUGGAUUGUUGGAAGAAUCAAUAGCGUCAUCUCUCAGUUACCGGACAACAAACCCAAAUCUUCCUUCCUGUCCAUCGGCCUGCUGGAUAUAUUCGGCUUUGAGAACUUCAAAACUAACAGUUUUGAGCAGCUUUGCAUCAAUUUUGCUAACGAGAAGCUGCAGCAGUUCUUUGUGGCCCACAUCUUCAAGCUGGAACAAGAAGAGUACCUGAAAGAGGGGGUCGUGUGGAAUAACAUCCAGUUCAGCGACAACGACAAAAUCCUGCUCCUUCUGGCCGAGAAAAACUGCAACGUGCUCGCUCUGAUUGAUGAAGAGAGCCACUUUCCAAAGGGUUCAGACUCCACCCUGCUGACCAAAAUGAACCAAGAGCACAAAAAAGACGAUGCCUACAUCAAUUCCAAGAGCGCACACGAUACACGCUUUGGAAUCCGCCACUUUGCGGGCAUCGUUUACUACGACACUAAUGGAUUCCUGGAAAAGAACAGAGAUGGCGUUAGCCACGACAUCAUUAAAGCCGUCGAAAUGUCCACCAAUAAGCUCCUGCUCCAGAUAUUUGAGAGGAACCCGGCGGCCAACGGACUGAAGGCGUUUAAGAAAGCAAAGUUCAUCAUGACGCCCAACAGCUCUUUUCGGGCGCAGAACGACAACCGUAAAGAAGUGCCGACGCUGAGCGGUCAGUUCCGAGUGUCUCUGGAUUCCCUGAUGAAGGCGCUGAAUGCCUGCCAGCCCUUCUUCAUUCGCUGCUUCAAGCCCAACAACGACAAGCAGUCUGAGAAUUUCGACAGAGAGCUGUGCAUGCGUCAGCUGAGAUACUCCGGCAUGAUGGACACCAUCCGCAUCAGGAAGCUGGGGUAUCCUGUGCGUCACACAUUCGAGGACUUCCUGACGCGCUACAGAGUCCUCCUGAAGACGACCGUCUGUGAUCCCAGAACCAGUGACGCUGCAGCCUGUUGUGAAGCCAUCUGCAGGGCUGUCAUUAAAGGAAAGGAUGAGUGGAAAAUAGGAAGGAGCCAAAUUUUCCUGAAGGAUGCCCACGAUGCUGCUCUGGAACGGUUACGGGAGGAAGAGCUGAGCAGGGUAGCCGUGGUGAUCCAGAGGGUCAUGCUGGGAAUAAAAGACAGAAAGCUCUACCUGAGGAAGCGGGGCGCAGCCGUGGUGCUGCAGAAGCAGUGGAGAGCGUACAGACACAGGAUAGAGCAGAAAAAGCUUCAGCUGGGUUUCGGGAGGCUGGUGUCAAUGAUCCGCGGUCGGAGGCUUCAGUCUCAGUACCAGAGGCAACGGGAAGCUGCGAUCGUCAUCCAGUCACAGGUACGAGGCUACCGGGCGAGGGGAGACUACCGACGGAGGAGGGAAGAAAGUCGCAGGCAGGCUUUGCUCUUGGAAAUGGAGAAGCAGCAACAAGACGAGAUCGGCCUGGAGCUCCAGCAGCGACUGCUGCAAGUUGCUGCAGAGCAAGCCGACAUAGAUUCAGAGACGUCCAGUGAACCCGGUUCUGUUGGAAACGCGUCUGAGAAGCUCCAACUUUCUGAAGAGGACGUGGACGACAAAUCAUCAGAGGCUGAGGACAUUAUGGAGGUGGAAGAGGAAAUCCCACGGAGCUCAAACCAGAUGGCUGUUAUCAUCACGCCGGCCUCUGACUCAUCAAGCCCUGUGCCGUCCAUGGACGAGGAGGAGGAGGAGGAGUUUGACGACGGGUUUGACGACGAGAGUGACAGGCUGUCCUUUUACAACUUCAGCAAAAGUCAGUUCCAGUUCAACGAGGACCACAAGCACACCCCCCAGAGAUUGAAACACCCCCUCCUGCACCACGAGGAUGAAGGAGACGCGCUGGCAUCUCUGACCGUGUCAUGGAUCAUUAUGCGCUUCAUGGGGGACAUACCGGAGCAGAAACCUGCGGAUUCCAUAUCCCAGGUGUCCAGCACCAUCUCCCGGAGCAGCAUGCCCCGCCUGCUUCCCAACAGGCAGGGUCGAAGGCUGAGCAGCCUGGUGGGACUGGAUCAGAAAAUCCUGAGGAAGAACAAGAAAAAGUUUGGCGGUGGAAACAGAAAGGCGUCAACUAUACUGGAGGAGCCGGAGAUCCUGACUGAGGACGAGGACAUUCUGGUGGGAGAGGGCCCCACGCUGGAUCGGCAGCUUACGCAGCUGGAGAAGUUGCACAUCAUCGCAGGAUACGGUCUCUCACGAGAAGGCAUAAGAGACGAGAUCUACUGUCAGAUCUGCAAACAGCUGGUGAACAACAGGAACAGGAAGAGCUGCAUGCAAGGCUGGGCCCUCCUCGCCCUCUGUCUGGGGAUCUUCCCCCCGACCAGCCUCUUCAUGGACUAUUUGAGGAAAUUCCUUCGUCGAGGUCCGAACGGUUACAGAGAAUACUGCACCGAGAGGCUUGAUCGUAUAAUAGCCAAUGGAGAGAGAAAAGAGCUCCCCUGCUGGAUAGAGCUGCAGGCUGCCGUCAACAAGGAGCCCAUUGAUUGGCCGGUGACGCUAAUGAACGGCGAGACGGUCACUGUAUCGUUGGAUUCGGCCACCAUCUCCUCUGAAGUCUGCCAGGCCGUGGCCAAGAAGACCGGACUCACCGACACCUUCGGGUUCUCCGUCUACAUCAGCUUCUAUGAAAAGAUGUGGUCUUUGGGCUGCUGCGGGAACAAGCACGUGCUGGAUGCCGUGUCUCAGUGCGAGCAGGAGAUGAGGAGGCAGGACAGGGAGGAGAAAGACACCCCCUGGAAACUCUCCAUCCGCAAGGAGCUGUUUGCACCGUGGCACGACUGCUCCCAGGACCCAGUCAGCACGGAUCUGAUCUACAAGCAGGUCAUCAAGGGAAUCAAGUCCGGCGAAUACGUCAGCGAGAAGGAGGACGAGUAUGUCCAGCUGGCUGCCAUGCACUACUUUAUCCAGUUCGGCUCACGGGACCCCACCAGAGACAUCGUCCAGAAGGUGGUCCUGGAGUGCAUCACAACCCAACAGAUUGAGCAAAGAUCUAUGACGAAGUGGAUCCAGCUCAUUACCGCAGAGCUCUCAAAGGAGGAGUAUAACAACGGACGACUGAGAGCGGAAAAGGUCAAAGCAGAUCUGGUCGACAUCGCGCGACAGAACUGGCCGCUCGACUUUUCAAAGCUUUAUGAGGUCACCAUGACGUCAGGACCACCAUUGUCCAGAAGCAGGUUUAUUGUGGCCGUAAACUGGAAAAGUAUUGUGUUUAUGGAGAAAAGGGAGAAGAUUCUCCUCGAGAUCCCCUAUGCAGAGGUGAAAAAGGUCCAGAUGGCGAGUGAGGGCAACCAGUCUGUGAGUUUGUCCACAAUCAGAGGACAGUACGUCCUGAGGUCCGAGGAAGCUGCAGAAAUGGCCAAGGCCAUGCAGUACAAUGUGGACGGCCUUAAAGUGCGUUCUGUGUACGCUUUGGUUCAGCAGGAUGUUGGUAAACAAGACGAUCCCAUGUACCUGAUCUGUAAACGUGGCGACCUGCUGCGAGUGGAGAAAGACGAAGGCUUUCUGACAGACGACAACUUGAUCAGAGCCGUCAACCUGCGAACCAAAAGCAGCGGGGUGGUUUCCAGGGACAAAGUGGAGUUUCUACCCACUCUCACCGAGCCCAACGAGGACACGCUGCAACUGCUCAGACCGAAGCAGAGGAGAUCCUCCCUCCAACCUGUCGCCCCUGUGGUCGAAGAGACCGUGGCUCCUGUUUCUUUGAAGGAGUUUGCGAUUGAGAAUUUCAGACAAAGCGGCAAAGAAGGUGGCCGGCAGAACGCCAAGGGGGUCAACAGGGAGAAGUUGUGGGCUUUUUCCAAGGAGCCAAUCAAACAGCCCCUCAUUAAGAGCUUGGUUCGCAACUCAGAACUCAGCAGCCUGGCCUGCAGCGCCUUUACUGCUAUCUUGAAGUACAUGGGCGACUACCCCAUCAAACAAUCUCGAAGUCCUCUAGAGCUGACUGACCAGAUCUUUGGUCCAGCCACCAAGUAUGAGGAGCUCCAAGAUGAAAUCUACUGCCAAAUAAUGAGACAGAUGACCACCAACAGCAACAGGUUGAGCGUGGACCGUGGGUGGCAGCUGAUGUGGAUGUGCUCAGGCUUGUUCCCGCCCAGUCCGAAGUUACGGAGACACGCGCAGCGCUUCCUGGAGUCACGGCCCAGGGACGUCCUGGCUGCUGGUUGCUUACAGAGGAUGGAGAUUUUCUACAGCAAGGAGCCCCGGAAACUUCCUCCCCAUCAAGCAGAAGUGGAGGCCAUCCAGCAGAACAGCACUCAGAUCUUCUAUAAAGUCCACUUCCCAAAUGAGACGGAUGCUCUAGUGGAGGUGUCUUCAACGACCACAAACAGAGAGCUACGCCACAGCAUCGCCGCCCAGCUCUCGCUGAGCUCACCAGAGGGAUACGGCCUGUAUAUGAAAGUGCCUCAGAAGAUGCUGAGUCUGGAUGAAGACAAAUAUUUCUUUGACAAUCUAAGGCAGCCGUUAGACAUUCCUAAGAAAGGGAAAAAAGUGAAAGAAGCCAAUCUAUCAAGUGCGCCGCUCCUGGUGAUCUACAGGAGGAAGCUCUGGUUCAACGUGAUCCCGGGAAAAGACCGAAUUGCAGAUCUCACUUUCCAUUUCCCACAGGAGGUGCCCAGGUACCUGCGGGGAUACCACAGCUGCACCAAAGAGGACAUGAUCAAUCUGGGUGGGCUCCUGUUCAGAGUGGCAGUGGACUCCGACCGGUCACAAUUCGUCAUGAUCCCUAGAAUGCUGAGGGAGCUGAUUCCUGCUGACCAAAUAGAGAUCAUGCAGCCUGACGAAUGGAAGAAGAACAUCAUCUCGUCAUACAACAGGCAGAGCGGCAUGACGGUGCAAGAGGCCAAAACUGCCUUCCUCACAGCCAUUUCACGCUGGCCGACCUUCGGCUGCUCCUUCUUCGACGUUAAACAAACUUGUGAACCAGAGUACCCAAGCAUACUUUGGUUUACCAUCGGCAAGAAAGGCGUUAGCUUAAUCGACCCCAAAACAAAGGAGCUGCAAGUGAUGCACCCGUUCAACCGCAUCGUGGAGUACAGCAGCAGAGGCAACUUUUUCCAGAUGACCAUCCGCACCCUGGUGAAGGGCGUCAACUUUGUGUGUGAAACCCCACAGGCUUCCACGAUAGAGGACCUCGUUAAAUCGUACGUCAGGAUGUACGAGGAACAGAAGCAGAUCGCUCUGCCGAGGAACAGCAUCUUUGCUUGAGGCUUCAGAAACGAGCCUUUUGAACUUCCAUGCACUGUUCUUCGGUAUCUUUAGGUUUAUGCAUUGUUAAACUAGAAAUGAUGACGUUGUCCAAUAUACAAAUUGCCCCUAUUAAAUGAAUAGUGAUGUUCAAACAUUUCUGUGCAAUAUUUUGAUUCUUUUUUUUUUUUUUUUUACUUAAUACACAAUAUUAGCAUUUUAGCAAGGUAAGAACUUGGAUUAAGAUUUAUGUGCUGUAAAUUUGAGUCUUACUCCUAAUCCUUUUUCUAAGGUCAUUAUGUAUUUAUCAAUAACAUUGGUUAUACGUCCCACCUCCAGUUAAUGAUUUUACCUAAAUGAAAAGUUGUCCGUAUCAAAACGGCAAAUUCAGCCGUGUUACUGGCUCAGGACGGAGACUUUUUGCGUGUUUGUGCAUACAUGUAAAAUGAUGGACAUUAAGUAUAUUGGAACUAAUUCUCUGGUUGCCUCUAAAUGAUAUUAUCGCCACAACAUUUAAGAGGCCUUCAUGUAAUAUAUUGAAUUAGUAGUCAGGUCAUUGUCAGUGUUUUAUUUGGGGGGGGGGGGGGAAUGUCUGUAAUGUUUGACCAUAUAGUUUGACACAAGUUAAAUUAAAUAUUUAUGCCAGAUCUGCAAGGGUGUAAUUAUUAAAACCGAGUGUGGGUGCUGUACAUUUAAGCUGAUGUGAUUGGUUCAACUUGUGUUUUGUUUGUAGUGAUUGGUCAAACUGUCUGCAAAUAAAUAAUA
This is a messenger RNA of Fundulus heteroclitus (mummichog), 7163 nucleotides long. RefSeq names its product unconventional myosin-VIIa. The record is from RefSeq and is a predicted model, not a curated record. Gene Ontology annotation, molecular function: protein binding; ATP binding; cytoskeletal motor activity. The coding region runs from base 18 to 6419 and encodes 2133 amino acids. The transcript has 48 exons. Lineage: Eukaryota; Metazoa; Chordata; Actinopteri; Cyprinodontiformes; Fundulidae. Gene Ontology annotation, cellular component: cytoskeleton; myosin complex.